This is a messenger RNA of Scomber scombrus (Atlantic mackerel), 2586 nucleotides long. RefSeq names its product leucine rich repeat containing 1 (gene lrrc1). Gene Ontology annotation, cellular component: adherens junction; postsynaptic membrane; postsynaptic density. The record is from RefSeq and is a predicted model, not a curated record. Lineage: Eukaryota; Metazoa; Chordata; Actinopteri; Scombriformes; Scombridae. Gene Ontology annotation, molecular function: protein binding. The transcript is spliced from 14 exons. The coding region runs from base 436 to 2013 and encodes 525 amino acids. Gene Ontology annotation, biological process: neurotransmitter receptor transport, endosome to postsynaptic membrane; neurotransmitter receptor transport postsynaptic membrane to endosome.
GAAUGUUCCGGGUCAGAAACUGGACGGGAGAGGAAAUAAACUCCGGGACGACACGGGAAAGAACCGACAAUGCUACCCUCCUCUUUACAUUGAGAUGUAGCCUGUGUUUUCUACGGCAAAAAAGAGCUGUUUUUUUUUAAAGCGGCGGGGGGCGCGUGGAGAGAAAAAAAAACAGGUGCCUACAAACUAACCAAAGUGAGACAACGACGGAGAGUCAUUCCCAUGGUCGCCGCAACCGAACAGACGGCAGCUCGGUAACGUUAUCAACAGCGCUUUGCUUGUGUUUGACGGUGAUUUUAGUGUAGGACUGUCCCGCCGUAGCAAUCUGUUGCAUCCCCUCCUCCUCCUCUUCCACCACCACCACAACCACCACCUCCUCCUCCUACUACUACUCGCUGGUUGUUUAUCGCCCGGGUACGAGAUUUCUCCCCCGUGAUGUUUCACUGUAUCCCCCUGUGGCGGUGCAACCGUCAUGUGGAGAUGAUCGAUAAACGCCACUGUUCCCUGCUGUAUGUGCCCGAUGAGAUCUACCGCUACGGACGGAGUUUGGAGGAGCUGUUGCUGGAUGCCAACCAACUCCGAGAUUUGCCCAAGCCAUUUUUCCAGCUGGUGAAACUAAGAAAACUCGGCCUGAGUGACAAUGAGAUCCAGAGACUUCCACCAGAAAUUGCCAACUUCAUGCAGCUGGUGGAACUAGAUGUUUCACGAAAUGAUAUUAUGGAAAUUCCAGAAAGCAUUUCAUACUGCAAAGCCCUCCAAGUGGCAGAUUUCAGUGGAAAUCCAUUAACAAGGUUACCGGAAAGCUUUCCAGAGCUGCGGAAUCUAACCUGCCUUUCCAUCAAUGAUAUUUCAUUGCAAGUUCUUCCAGAUAACAUUGGAAACCUUUCCAAUUUGGUUUCACUAGAACUCAGAGAAAACCUGCUGACAUUCCUACCAGAUUCGCUAUCACUGCUUCACAGACUAGAGGAACUCGACCUAGGCAAUAAUGAACUAUACAGUUUGCCAGAGACAAUAGGCUGUCUUGUCAGUUUAAAGGAUUUGUGGCUGGAUGGAAACCAGUUGGCUGAAAUACCUGCAGAGAUGGGCACUAUGAAAAGCCUAUUGUGUCUGGAUGUAUCAGAAAACAAAGUGGAGCGACUUCCAGCGGAGUUAGGAGGCCUGGUGUCACUCACUGACCUGCUGGUGUCUCAAAACUUCAUCGAUGCUCUACCAGAAAGCAUCGGAAAACUACGUAAACUAUCUAUAUUGAAAGCUGAUCAGAAUCGGCUUACUUAUCUUCCAGAGAGCAUUGGGAACUGUGAAUGUCUUACUGAACUCGUGCUCACAGAGAACCAGAUACAGAAUAUGCCAAGAAGUAUUGGGAAACUGAAGCGGCUUUCCAACUUUAACUGUGACAGAAACCAGCUAACAUCAUUACCUAAGGAGAUCGGCGGCUGCAGCGGUCUGAAUGUCUUCUGUGUACGAGAGAACAGACUGACGAGGAUACCGUCAGAGCUGUCCCAAGCCACAGAGCUGCAUGUGCUCGACGUUUCUGGAAAUAGGCUCGCCCACUUACCGUUGUCACUGACCACGCUACGACUGAAGGCCUUAUGGUUGUCAGAAAACCAGUCGCAGCCCCUCCUCACCUUCCAGACGGAUGAGGAUCCUGACUCAGGCGAGAAGGUGCUCACCUGCGUGCUGCUGCCUCAACAGCCAUGUGAAUCUAACAAUAAAGGUUCUGAUAAUCUUGCCCGUUGUGGAGCCCUGGAGAGCCUGGUGAACGACAUGGCAGACGACACGUGGGACAGCAAAGCCGUGAACAGGAUCAGUGCAAUUCACUUCCUGGAUGAUGAUGAGGAGGAGGAUGAUGACAAGGGAACACUUCUUCGACGGGCCACGCCUCACCCGGGUGAGCUGAAAACGAUGAAGAAAGCAGCCGAGAACCUCCGCAACGACCUGAACGCUGCCAAAGGCCUGGACUCCAACAAAAACGAGGUCAAUAACGCUGCAGACAGAGUGACCACGUCUGUGUGACCUUUUACCUCAGAAAUGUUUCUUACCUCCUGUGUCUCGCCAUGUCGUCCUGCACAACCCCGCAGCCCCCCCCCCCCCCCCCCCCUUUUUUUUAUUUUACCUACAAACCCCCGGUGUGGCCUACCCCCUCCUCUGAUAAAACCCUGGGACGCCUGUAACCUUACUGUGUAAAACGUGUGUGACUCAGUCUACCAGGGCCGCUGUGCCUUCCUGUUUUUAAUUCAUGUCCACGGCAAUAAUCUGCACAGAGAUGCUCCUUUUUAAAAGAUAUUUUAAAGAUUUAUUACUUUUUUUUUUAAAUGCCUCUUUUUAAAAACAUACAUUAGAUAGUUGCACUAUUAUAAGUCUUUAUAAUAUGGUCAAACCCUCUUAAAUGUAUUAUAUAUAUAUUUGUUCUAUAUCUAUUUUUAAAACACUGGGUGAAUAUUUCUUUCUACGUUUUGGGCAAACAUAAAAACAGGAGUUUUUGGACCUACUGAUUAAGGAUUAUUGUAUAGUCUCUUGUGAAUAUUGAUACUUUUAUACUUUUUUGGCAGCUCAGAUGUAAAUAAAAAUGUAUAGCAAAUUUCUUAA